Messenger RNA from Rhizophagus irregularis DAOM 181602=DAOM 197198, 513 nucleotides. RefSeq lists its product as uncharacterized. Lineage: Eukaryota; Fungi; Glomeromycota; Glomeromycetes; Glomerales; Glomeraceae. The record is from RefSeq and is a predicted model, not a curated record.
AUGUAUAGCUCAACUAGCUCAACUACAGGGAGUGAAAAAGUGAUUACUAUUCAUCAAGAGAUUAACCAGCUCAGCUUUAAUCUCGAUGAAGAGGGUUUUCCAUCAACAGAGAGGGCUAAAUUGCACGUAUUUUUCACUAAAAAUUCGAAUAAUAUAGAGUUCUUAGACCUUGUAUCAAAUGUUCUCAACACAAUCCCAAAUGAUAACUACAAUGAGAGACUCAUGUACCUGAAAGAAUUGUUGCCUGCUAUGGAGUUACAAACCACUAUUAUGAAUCUGGACACAGAUAUAAUUGAUGAUAAUGAUUUAAUGGAAUGUUUCAUAGAACUAGAUUUGUUCAGCUGGUGGUUCAGGCCGAAUUCGAACACUUUGAAAUUAUAUGUCAAUGGUUAUUCUCAAUGGAUGGAACUAAAGAACUUGAUGAUAGGGAAAUAUCCUAAUGCUAAGCAAAUAAACAGAGAUGCAUUUUUCCUUGAGAAAGAAGUGGAUGAGAUGAAGUUCGAUAAUGUUUGA